AUGGCAGAUGGACAGGAGUCAUACUCAGUCCCCUUUGAAAAAUUGAAUGGGAGCAACUGGGAGGAGUGGUCAAGGAAGCUGAAGGCCUGGCUGGUAGCCAAGGGUCUGUGGGAGGCGACCCAAGGGCCCCCACAGCAAGCUCCAGCCGGAGCUGCAGCAGCGGUUGUUGCAGCUGCCCAUGCCUCACAGAGGAAAGACCAGAAAGCCCUAGGGGCUAUAGUGCUCAGUUUGGAGGGCUCACAGCUACCUUUGGUGGAGGGUCUUGAGACUGCCCAGGAGGUCUACCAGGCACUAGAGAGAGUGCACCACAGGACCACAGCUGGGGCAAAGAUCCACACCACCGGAAGCUUGUUUGAGCUGAAGCUGCGUCCUGGUGAUAGCAUCAGACAGCAUGUGACUAAGAUGCUCUCUGUUUUCAACAAGCUGAGACUGUUUGCAAGUCAACUUUACGGAGGAAUUGAAAGUUUAUAUUUUGCUCAGCUCUCUGGACAAAAGUUAGGACAAUUUGUGUCUAACUUUGGAAUCGAUGAAUACAGCGGAUCUUACGCUCCAGUAUGUGACUGGUCGUUUGUGUGA
Messenger RNA from Podarcis lilfordi (Lilford's wall lizard), 576 nucleotides. The record is from the annotation of a GenBank genome assembly. Lineage: Eukaryota; Metazoa; Chordata; Lepidosauria; Squamata; Lacertidae.